This is a messenger RNA of Neofelis nebulosa (Clouded leopard), 1805 nucleotides long. Its product is annotated as anthrax toxin receptor-like. The record is from RefSeq and is a predicted model, not a curated record. Bases 725 to 1471 code for a protein of 248 amino acids. The transcript has 6 exons. NCBI's taxonomy places the organism in Eukaryota, Metazoa, Chordata, Mammalia, Carnivora, Felidae.
UUCCCCCUUGCCCACACUUUGUCUCCAUCACAUCUCUGGCCCUGAUGCCUUUUCCCUGCGGUUCCUUCCCUUUGGUUGAUGUCGUCCUGUGACUGUGCCUCCAACACUGGAAACAGCUGUGCUCUGCCCGGAAUCAUGUUCAUCUAGGUUAGGGCCCCAGACCUUGCCAGGAAAGAAGCAUGGGCCUGGUGGGGAAAGGCACUGAGCUGGGCAUGGCAUCCUCAGCCCGAGAGCCUCUGACCUCACCUUCUGGAUCCCUGGGCCUACGGAUACAGCAGGUCUUUCUGUACGUGCUGCCCUGAGCCAGAGCCCCACCUUCCACUGAGCUGCAGGACACCUUGUACAGUCGAGUCUGGCUGUCACUCCCUUUGCUCAUCUAAAACGCUGACGCUUGUCCAGUGAAGUCAAUAGAGUUGCCUUUCAGGGCAAAGGUUGUGCGUCUGGUCGUAGUGACAGUUCAGUAGGAAGGGCCGUUCAGGAAGGACAGUUCAGUAGUAGGAGCAGGGCUCAGUGCCGUCUAUAAUGUGGUUCCUGUCUAAGGCCCCUCCUCCCUCCAGGACUGGGCUUCUAGUCCUCUAGGCCCUUCUGAUAGUGGGUGCUCGGGUCGGGUGCCUGUCCUCUGGAGGAUGAGGUGUGAGGAGAAGUCUGUAGACCCAGAAGCCUGCAGAGUGUCACUUGGGUGCCUUUACUGACCAGACCACUCUCUGCCUCCUCUGCAGCCCCUAUGCCUAGGCUGAUUAUCGCUACGACCACCACACCACUAUCAACAACAUCACUUCAGAAGACUAAGAUCCAAGUUAGAAAAGCUGUGAGAAAGCAGUCCCUAGUUUACUUUGUGGCAUUCGACGAAUAUGACAGAAACCAGGGCAAUACAUUGGAGCCCACAGAUGCCCCAAAGGAAGAGACUUCAGUCCCCACAGUUGGCACACAGAAGACAACAGUGCCCACAGUUGUCACACAGGAGGCACCAGCACCCAUGGAUGUCACAGAAAAGCCUACCCUUGACUAUCUAUUCCCAUUGUUCGUCCCAACCCUGAUCAUUAUCAUGGUGGUGAUCUGCUGUCUCUGUUGCUGCAGGAAGAAGCCAGAGACAUGUAUACAGACACGUACCCCGGUGAUUGUCCUUUCUUGUAUGUACCAGGAAGACACUAUAAGACGGAUAGAGGGCAAACUGGACACCUUGUGUGACUUUGUGCAAAGCUGCAACCAGAUCCCAUUGAUGUGGUGUCAGCCCAGGAACGCGGGUCGAUGCCUCAACUUUAUCUUAGUGAAUCCCUUCUGCAGGCAGUUGCCCUGUGGCUCAAACAUCUGCCUUACAGCCAGCCAGGAAUGCUUCUCUCUCCAUAACUGCUGCUCAUGGUGCCAACACCCCUCUCCCAUAUGCUCCCAGCCACCCUCCAGGAUGCUGCCACUGCUGCCUCCCCCUGCCCACGUGCUCUCCAGAACUACUUUACCACUCCUAGCCCCAUAGCCCAGCCUCUAAAACCCCCAAGACCCAAGAAUGUUAAGAGCUCUUUGUGUACCAAAUUGGACAUAGAAAUUGAGUCUUGGUUUACGGUCUAAAGGAGUUAAAAUUGUUGCUUAUCAACAGGAGAGUUUGUUACUUUUUGAGCAUUGUGCCAUUGUAGGAAAUGUAUCUAUACUCUUUCUGCCAGGAUAAAGCACCUUGGUAUGUAUGGAUGCAGACGUGGAUGUGCCCCACUCCCCACAGCUUGGUCUUCAUCUGUCAUGAAGGGCUUGGAUGCAUGGGGUCUGAGUCAAAUUUUGUUCUUUGUAAAAAGCCCAAAAUAUCUUUGAAGUGUGAA